AACAAAGACCACCAAAAGGACACACAGCAGGUAUCAGUAAUGGCAGCAGACGCUUUGCAGGAUCUCCGACAGCAGUGCCUCAGCCGAGGAGCCGCGGGAAUCAAGGGUCUUGGAAGGAUGUUUCGCAGUAUGGACGACGACGGCAGUAAAUCUCUCGACUUCCAGGAGUUUGUCAGAGGUCUGCAGGAUUAUGGCGUGUCUGUGGGGAGAGAUCAAGCGCAGCAGAUCUUCGCCAUGAUGGACAAGGAUGGAAGCGGCAGCAUCAACUUCGACGAGUUUCUGGAGAAAUUAAGACCACCCAUGUCGAGCGCACGGAUGCAGGUCAUCAGACAGGCUUUCCAGAAGUUUGAUAAGAGCGGAGACGGCGUCGUGACCGUGGAGGAUCUGCAGGGUGUUUACAACAGCAAACAUCACCCCAAAUACAAGAGCGGCGAGUGGACAGAAACACAAGUCUUCCACUCUUUCCUCGACAGCUUUGACUCUCCACAUGACAAAGAUGGAAAGGUGACCCUGGAGGAGUUUGUGAAUUACUACAGCGGCGUCAGCGCUUCUGUCGACAGUGACGAGUACUUCAUCUCCAUGAUGAAGAGCGCAUGGAAGCUGUAGGCUUUUCAUUUGUCAUUAGAAAUCAGAUUGGAACCUGCAAUAUUUACAUGUAGAAAUCAUGUCUCAUUAAAGGGCUUUGAUUUAGGCCUCUUGGUUUAAUGUUUCACACAUUGCUGCUUCUCAGAAGAUGGAGUUGAAUCUGAUCGAAGUUUUUAUCAGGUCAAAAUCUGGCGUUGUGAAAGACGAGAGCUUCAAAAAGGUCUUUAUUGAUUUCUCUGACAAACACUGUUCAAUCAGCUGAUAAACGCCAGCAGCUGCUCGUGUUAAACUCCGCUCAUUCAUUAGGGGUGUGUUUGUGGCGCCACCUGCUGAACACUCACGACAUGACACCAUCAAUGAAUAAAUAUCGUAAAACCA
Messenger RNA from Danio rerio (zebrafish), 963 nucleotides. RefSeq names its product calcyphosine-like a (gene capsla). The record is from RefSeq and is marked provisional. Gene Ontology annotation, molecular function: calcium ion binding. Lineage: Eukaryota; Metazoa; Chordata; Actinopteri; Cypriniformes; Danionidae.